UUCCUCUUUCUUUCUCUCUCUCAAAGAUCUUCGGAUUCUUGGUUGGAGAAGAAAGAGCUCUCUCAAUCAAGCAGCAAUGGAUGUUGAUUCGCAGCCGACGAUGGAAGAAACCAUCUUGGUGGGUGAUGACCUCAUGCUUGGGCCGCCGUCGCCUCUUAUCCCCCCAGAGAUCGCGUCUCACGUGCUCGAAGGUGUCGAUACCUGUGAGAGAAUUCUGAGGAAUCUUUUCUUGUGUCUACAGAUCAAUGAUAUCGAGCCUUUUUGCCAAGAUGAGAUUGUGUUGUACAGACAGUGUGCCGAGAAAAGGGAUAAGGAGCUGAGGCGACGACUUCAAGAGAGCGAAUAUAAGCUGGGUUUAUCGAUGCCCAUGGAAGAAGCAAAGGAGAGGGUGAGCCAGCUUCAAGCUUCGGUCACAUCCCUAGAGAGGCGCAUGAUUCUUGCAAGUGGGAUGGAAGGAAUGGAAGGGUUUCGCCAGCGAUGGAGUUUGCAUGGUCGCCUUGAAGAUACCAAAAAAAGGUUGGAGUCAUUGAAUCGGGGAAUGGAAAAGAGCAAAGGGGAGGAGACCCCAAAAGUUAUGCAAGCAGAUCCUGUCAAGAAGAGAUGGUUUUUUUGGUAGAUAUGUUUCUUCUUUUUGUUCAAAUUUCAUUUCACGAGGUGGUCUCCUUUAUUUUGUUAAGUAAGGCACAGGGUUUCUCUGAGUCCCGUUGCAUUUGUGUUGCUAGCCUUGGCUUAUACACGUGUUCAAUAUUUUUCCUACUGCUCUUUUUUCAUGUUGCAUACACAUGAUCCUACUUGUUAGUCUUAACAAUCAAGUACAUAAACUAUCAGUUCUUUGCUGUUCUGUUAGUUCUGGACAUAAAUUCUUUAGAACACCA
This is a messenger RNA of Asparagus officinalis (garden asparagus), 875 nucleotides long. RefSeq lists its product as uncharacterized. The transcript is spliced from 6 exons. The coding region runs from base 77 to 616 and encodes 179 amino acids. The record is from RefSeq and is a predicted model, not a curated record. NCBI's taxonomy places the organism in Eukaryota, Viridiplantae, Streptophyta, Magnoliopsida, Asparagales, Asparagaceae.